CCCCGAAGCCUGAUGCAGAAAGUCAGUAAGACCGUGGUCCUGGCGCUGCUCUCUCUGAGCAGCCUCGUUUUCCUCCUCUUCCAGCUGUACUAUUACAAGUCCUACCUGUCUCAGAAGAAUGGAGCCAUUUUUUCCAAAGUCGGAGGAAGCCAGUCAGGCUCAGACAGAACCAGAUGGCACGUGGUUAGGAUGUUCCUAGGCUUAAUAUCAAGUCACAAUAUACCAGUGUAUUUGAUUGAUCCUUUGAUUCUGGGACUGGUUGAUAAAGACAUUGAGCAGAUCAGAAGUUCUCCUGAUGGCCCCAGUCCAGACUGCAAGUACUUUUGUGCAAAGAGAGACUUUACUACGUUUGCACUACUGGACAAAGCAUGGAAACAUGAAGGGGGCAUUUUUAAAGCUGCUGAGAGAAUGGGUUUUCAAUGGCUAAAGAUUCUAAACAAGGACCCCCGCUUGGAUGGGAUGGAUGACCUGUCUGGGAUUGAAAUUCCUUUGCACUACAUAUUUAAACUGGCAUCUCAUGCCAUUCACCUGGUGAUCUUCUAUGAGAGGAGCGGUAAUUAUCUCUGGCACGGCUCCCUGAGACUCAAGCAACACAUGGACAGGAAGUUUGUGCCUUUCCGGAAACUCCACUUUGGUCACUACCCUGGAGCAUAUGAAAAGCCAGAACUUCUGCUUGUUUCCAUUGAUGACUUGAAAGUUCAAAUUCCAAAAAAUCCGUCCCGUUUUCUAGAGGAGAUGUCACGCUCUAGAUUUCUUGAAUGUAGGUACAGAGAAGCUCGUGCUUUCUUUCAGCUGCACCCUGAUGAUGCCUCUCUUGCUGCAGUGGAGUUCAGAAAGAAAGCAAAGUCCUUGCUACAUCUGGCUGCCCGGACCCUGAAUAACUUAGGAGUACAGUUCUGGCUGAGCAGCGGGACAUGCCUUG
Molecule: messenger RNA, 922 nt
Organism: Eurypyga helias (sunbittern)
Lineage: Eukaryota; Metazoa; Chordata; Aves; Eurypygiformes; Eurypygidae
Gene: FKTN
Product: fukutin
Exons: 6
Cellular component (GO): Golgi membrane
Source: RefSeq, a predicted model, not a curated record